Fonsecaea nubica is the source of this 2100-nucleotide messenger RNA. Its product is annotated as acetolactate synthase, large subunit, biosynthetic type. Bases 1 to 2100 code for a protein of 699 amino acids. Lineage: Eukaryota; Fungi; Ascomycota; Eurotiomycetes; Chaetothyriales; Herpotrichiellaceae. The transcript has 3 exons. Gene Ontology annotation, biological process: L-valine biosynthetic process. Gene Ontology annotation, cellular component: acetolactate synthase complex; mitochondrion. The record is from RefSeq and is a predicted model, not a curated record. Gene Ontology annotation, molecular function: acetolactate synthase activity; thiamine pyrophosphate binding; flavin adenine dinucleotide binding.
AUGGCGACCAAAAUGACGGCCAUACGCCCUGGCUCCAGCGCCAUUCGCUCUUUGUCCAGAAGAAGACCUUCGUGUUCCCAAUCCUUUUCCUCCACUACCUCGGCAGCGGCCCUGUCGCCCUACCGAAAAUCCCCCAAAACCUCCCCUGAACAGUCGAGAAGACCUGCGACGACUGCGGCCGCUCAAGCACAAACCACUCGACCGAUCCCGAGUCCUGCAUUCAACAACGACUUCCGCCGGAAUGAGCCCUCACCCUUGGUUAACAGGCAAAUGCCUGAGCUUGACGACUCGUUCGUCGGCCUUAGCGGAGGAGAAAUCUUCCACGAAAUGAUGCUGCGACAGGGCGUCAAACACAUCUUUGGCUACCCUGGCGGUGCCAUCCUCCCAGUUUUCGAUGCCAUUUACAACUCAAAACACUUUGACUUUAUUCUACCCAAACAUGAACAAGGAGCCGGUCAUAUGGCAGAGGGGUAUGCCAGGGUAUCCGGAAAGCCUGGCGUCGUCCUCGUGACUUCCGGUCCCGGCGCAACAAAUGUCGUAACCCCGAUGCAAGAUGCGCUGUCGGAUGGGACGCCCAUGGUCGUGUUCUGCGGCCAGGUGCCCACGACCGCCAUCGGCACCGAUGCUUUCCAAGAAGCUGAUGUGGUAGGGAUUUCAAGAGCCUGCACAAAGUGGAAUGUGAUGGUCAAGAGUGUGGCGGAACUGCCCAAGAGAAUAAAGGAAGCUUUUGAGAUCGCCACCUCGGGAAGACCUGGUCCCGUGCUCGUGGAUUUGCCCAAAGAUGUCACGGCUGGCAUUCUACGGAGGCCCAUACCGAUGCAAUCGACCUUGCCGUCACAUCCUUCUGCAGCAACCCUUGCUGCGCGAGAGCUCUCCCGGAGACAGUUGGAGGGCACCAUCUCGCGGGCAGCCGACCUUAUCAAUAUUGCCAAGAAACCGGUCAUAUAUGCGGGCCAAGGUAUCUUGGGAUCUCCCGAAGGUCCCAAGCUGCUGAGAGAACUGGCCGACAAGGCUUGUAUCCCCGUAACGACAACCCUCCAAGGCCUUGGAGGCUUUGAUGAGCUUGACCCCAAGUCUUUACAUAUGCUCGGUAUGCACGGCGCCGCCUAUGCCAACAUGGCAAUGCAAGAAGCCGACCUCAUUAUCGCUCUGGGAGCUCGCUUCGACGACCGAGUAACCCUCAACAUCGCCAAGUUCGCGCCCGAAGCGAAGAGAGCUGCAGCCGAGAAACGAGGAGGUAUUAUACAUUUUGAGAUCAUGCCCAAGAACAUCAACAAGGUCGUCCAGGCGACUGAAGCUGUCGAGGGUGACGUGACGACUAACCUGGCCGAGCUGGUACCCAAAGUGAAGCCAGUGAAAGAACGGCCCGAGUGGUUCGCACAGAUCAGCGACUGGAAAAAGCGAUUCCCGUUGAACAGCUACGAAAAGGAGACGCCCGACGGCUUGAUCAAGCCGCAAACAUUGAUUGAAAAGCUCUCAGAUAUGACGUCCCACAUGAAAGAGAGGACCAUUAUCGCGACGGGUGUAGGGCAACAUCAAAUGUGGACCGCGCAGCAUUUCCGAUGGCGACAUCCCCGGUCGAUGGUCACAUCGGGUGGCCUUGGUACGAUGGGUUACGGUCUGCCAGCCGCCAUUGGUGCUAAAGUUGCCGCACCGGACGCCCUCGUUGUCGACAUUGACGGUGACGCCUCGUUCAACAUGACCUUGACGGAACUCAGCACGGCCAACCAAUUCCAGAUCGGCGUCAAAGUGAUCGUGUUGAACAACGAGGAACAAGGUAUGGUGACGCAGUGGCAGAGUCUUUUCUACGAAGACCGAUUCGCACACACCCACCAGAAGAACCCCGAUUUCGUCAAACUCGCAGACGCCAUGGGUGUGCCGGCACGGAGGUGCUUGAAGCCCGCCGACGUGGAGGAAAGUUUACGGUGGUUGAUCGAAGGCAGCGGCCCAGGCCCGGCGCUCUUGGAGGUUGUCACCGACAAGAAAGUGCCCGUGCUGCCCAUGGUGCCGGCAGGCAAGGCGCUGCAUGAGUUUUUGGUUUACGACGAAGCGAAAGAAAAGGAGCGGAGAGCCAUCAUGAAGCAACGGUCUGGCCAUUAA